This is a messenger RNA of Fonsecaea nubica, 3330 nucleotides long. RefSeq lists its product as hypothetical. The coding region runs from base 1 to 3330 and encodes 1109 amino acids. Lineage: Eukaryota; Fungi; Ascomycota; Eurotiomycetes; Chaetothyriales; Herpotrichiellaceae. The transcript has 3 exons. The record is from RefSeq and is a predicted model, not a curated record.
AUGAGGCAGCUCGACCAGCUGUUUCGAAAGUUAACCGCUCACGCUGCCAAAUGCCAAAACUACGCUCAUCCGCAGGUUGACACUCGUGCUAAACAAAUUGAGCCAAAGCUUAUCGCAGCUCCCACAGAGUGCGCCCUUACAAGCAUCACUGUCUCUGUUGGAAUCUCCUUCAGUAUAAAAGGCUGCAGCAUCCCUGCACCAGAGAGACAUUGCGACCUCUCCUGGCAAUUCUUCAUAUCUGGACUUGGACGCCGCAUCAUCCUUGGUCAACUUGACGAGGUUCUUCCUGCUGAGGUUGCUGCCAUGAAAUUGCCUUGGAUUGUCUACAAUGUUCUGCUGGUCGCUGUCUGCACAACAUACCCCUCCUGCUUUGCACAAGGGGCCACUGUUAUCACCUCAUUACUGACGAUAGAAACCAUAAUCACCAAUCGGUACACAUCAUUGCUAGCCGCAACUGUCACUCAACCGCCAAUCACAGUGACUCAGAUCAUAUCAGCUCCGGUAGGGCCUGCGUCUACAGCGGCCUCUCUUCCUCCCCCCACCCUUCAGGUAGCUCCGGUACAACUUGCGCCUACUCCAGCCGCCAAUCCUCCACCCAUCGUUCAGCCAGGUUUACUAGUGCCUGCGCCUCCUGCGGCCGCUUAUCCUGUGCCCGUCGUUCCGCCAGUUCAGCCGGUUCAGCCCGGCGGGAAGGUGUCGCAUGGUGGUCUCAGCGUACCAAACCCAUUUGAUGCGGUAGGCAAUAUUGUUGGCGGUGCGGCGAACGCUGCUGGAGGUAUUGUCGGCGGCGCAGCUAAUGCUGCUGGCGGUAUCGUGAAAGGUGGAGCUGGGCUUGCUGGUCAAGCUGUCGAUGCUGCUGGCAAUGUUGCUGGAGGUGUGGUUGGGGGAACCCAUCCGCCACCGUUACCAGUGCCCCUGCCAGGGGCACCAGGGAUUCCAGGAGCCCCCAGCGUUCCAGGAGUCGUGGGAGUAGGAGCCCUACCAGGGAUUCCGGCAGCUCCAGGGAUACCAGGCCUGCCGGCGGUUCCAGCUGUCCCUCCUGGGGAACCCGUACCGGUACCAGGCCCUGCACCUGUCCCUGUCCCUGUACCUGCCCCAGGGUCAGUGCCAGAUUCCCAGGGAACUUUACCACUGACACUUCCUCUUCCUGCUCCUCCGACUCUUGGUCCUGGGGCAACAAUACCGUCUGGGCUAUUGACGAUUCCUAGUGAUACAUCUGUCCCUAGCCUUACAGUUGGACCUUAUGCGUCGCCUGCAGUGAGCAUGUCUAUCACCAAGACGUCAACGAAUACUCCUUUGAUAUCAUCGGAACCAGAGUCGGCCCCUACAGCUUCGAGGGCUGUAGUCCAAAGUUCAACUUCCUUCAUGAUCACUUCCAGACCAGCCCACACUACAUCAGUGUCAGCAGUGAUCUCUUACCUCACCGAAACUCUCACACAGCCAGGGACUCUCAAUGUUGAGGUACAUGGAACAGUGACGCAUAUUUUUCGAGGGAGUUCGUUCUUGUCACAGACUUCCGCACAAUCGUCUUCGUCGUCAUCAUCGCAUACCACGUUGUCAACUUCCACCCAGGCAUCCUCAACAUCCAGGGGAUCUGUCUUGAUCGGUCCUUCGGGUCCUCCUCGCAAAUUGACCCGCACAUUCGAUCCCUCCCUUCCCGCACCGACGCAUAGCUGUCCACGAGAUGCCAUCGCAGCUCUAGCACACUACCGUGACUAUUGCAAUAAUGCCGGGGCUGACAGGACAAUUCAGAAGACAUACUGUGUUGGUGAGCCUAAGGUGGCAUCUUGUUGCGGAGCGUGGACGCAAGGGCCUGCACAGUAUAAAGGCUAUGAAACUAUUCGUCAACGUAAGAUGGGUGAAUCCCCCGACCCGAGAGCUCCUCUGGAGCAACGGCCGUUUGAAUGGAAUCUGCACGAAACAAGAGAUGUCAGGGGUAACGUUAUCAAGCGUGAGGUGAUCAAACAACUGCCGCAGGAGUUCAACCUAGAUGUCAAGUCAUGUCGCGUCUGGAGAACUACGGAAGACCAAUUCACCUUUUACAUGCAGAAUUUCUUCAAUUACGGUGUUUACGAUGUCGACGAAACCGGGCGAGCGAUUGGUACCACAUAUUUCUGGGAGUGGGAGCCAGAAGGUCGUUGGCCUCCUGAUCCGAAGCGGCGCAGAGAAGGAACUAUGGGCUCAAAGCCUAAGACAGGGAAACCGAAGUCGGGCAAUGGAGGCAACACAGAGCCAGACAGUCAGCCAACCCUAGAAGAUUUGAUCGCUGACUAUGAUAAACGCAGAGAGUGGUUUAAAGAACGGCUUGGGGAGAGUGAACUACAUCUUCACGGCGCAAAGGACAAGGUGGGAGAAGGAUGCGCUGUACAUCUCUCACCAGCCAAUUUCGCAUCCAAGAUCGAGAAGUUUGGCAUGCGCACCAACGCGUUGAAUGACCAUUUGCCGUCUAGGCCCUCGAAGGAGGUAUGGCAGCAAAAGAGAGAUCGGGAUUUGGCUCGUCUCGUUUGGAAAGAUUUCUUCGCACCCCUCAACGUUUGUGCUGGGACAUUGGACAGCCGUCUUCCUUCUAGACCGGAGCGCUCCGAAUACAACAGCGAACAGAAACGGAUGGUCGCUGAAAAGAAUUGGAUAAAUCUCUUUACUGACGAGCCACCCGAGAAAUACAGAGGAACAGUUCCGAAGCCCGAUCGCCCUAAAUGCCCAAAGCCCGCCAUGAAGAAGCUGGCUAAACUUGGAAAGGAUCUAAAAGACGUGGAGAACGUGCCCAAGGAAGAUGCCAAGUGGGCACUGAUGGAUACGUACGCUGCCGAGCUUCUGGAGCAAAAGAUGUGUCGAGACCAAAUACUCAUGGUCCUCGCCAAACCCAGAAGGAAGGCAUACUCAAGCCUCCGAGAGUGGUGGUCCGACCGGCGCAAAUGGAAAAAGUACAUGGCAAGGCUUGAGAAAGGAGAGGACGUUCCGCUCCCGGACCUAGAAAUAGACAACCGCAGCAACGGCCAAUCUCCACAGGAUCAGACGACGAAUGACCAGCCUAGAAGAGGUAAACUUCGCGGAAAGGAUUUUCCGCGCACGAAACUCGAUCCCAUUCCUGAAGCUGAUGAGUCGGAGCAAGGGGAGGGGCGUGCCAAUGGAGACAGUCCCGCAGAAGAUGAAGGAAGAGUGCCACAGAAUAAUGACAUUCAAAAUAACCGUCAUCUCGGGACCAUUUUCGAGGAGGACGAGGAAGACGUUGAGCGCAAGCGGCCCUCCCAAGACAACGCUGGUGGACGCAGGCCAAGAGGCAGAAAUAGACAGGGCGCGGAUAACAUCAAGAGGUCCUUCAGGGCCUGA